Molecule: messenger RNA, 711 nt
Organism: Zingiber officinale
Lineage: Eukaryota; Viridiplantae; Streptophyta; Magnoliopsida; Zingiberales; Zingiberaceae
Product: formin-like protein 13
Exons: 2
Coding region: 1-711 (236 amino acids)
Source: RefSeq, a predicted model, not a curated record
AUGGUGACUCCGCCUCCUAUCCCGAGCCAGGCAGAUGUUUCACCGGAUCCCCCCGCAAUUCCAGUUGAGCCACCCACUGCUCAACCUUCUCCUCCAGCUCAACCUCCUACUCAACCUUCGACAUCACCGCAUUACCAGAGCACCGAGGCCGAUCCCUUGCGUCGCUCUCCACCAGCUACGUCACCUCCAGAGCCAUCUCCUGUGCCUCCCUUAGCUCCUUCUGGGUCAGCUGCUGGGCCUUCUAACUCCGUCGAGGGACCUUCACAACCGCUUCCACCUGCCCCUCUUUAUUAUCGUACCACUGCUCCUUCAGAGGCUGGACUACAGUCAAGGCGUGAUGUUCCCACCAGCUCCUUGAUCAUGAAAGGUCGUCUAGCCACUGUGUGGGAAGAAAGCAAGCGUCAGAUGGAACUUCUGCCACCCCUUGCCCAGAUGGAUAGAUUUUCUGAGCUAUACAUCAAGGUCUGUGCAGAAUCCUUGACGGUAAAUCAAUCCUUUCACGUAGCCCAUCAUCAAAAUAAGAUGCUGCAAGAUAAGGUAGCUAAGCUGGAACUUCAGCUGAGCAACCUGGCGCAGGCCAGUCAUGCCCUGAGGGCUGAAGUAAAAGCUCUAACAAGAAAGAAGAAUAGUCUUGAAGUAUCCUUGACUAUAUCUGACCAAAAGCUUAAGGGCCUCAGGGAAGAGAAGAGCCAAGUUGAGGUUGUGCACUAG